Bipolaris oryzae ATCC 44560 is the source of this 222-nucleotide messenger RNA. RefSeq lists its product as uncharacterized. The record is from RefSeq and is a predicted model, not a curated record. NCBI's taxonomy places the organism in Eukaryota, Fungi, Ascomycota, Dothideomycetes, Pleosporales, Pleosporaceae. The coding region runs from base 1 to 222 and encodes 73 amino acids. The transcript has a single exon.
AUGCUGGGAAGGAAUGGAGCUUGCGCUGGUCUGGCCGUGGGUCAGUUGGUGCUAAAUUUCUCUGAGUACCAAAAGAGUAUAUGCUUCGCUUUUACACCAGGUGCAGGACGUAACGUAUAUACUACACCGAGCGUUUUUCAAAUUUGCAACAGGAUUCAGCCUGCUCGUCUUGAACACUAUCUAGAUGCAACCUUUUGGAUCCCGCUAUCUACGCAUGAUUGA